AUGGCCCCCAUCGCUGUCCAAGAGCCUGCACCCGCGCAGUCACCAACAGUCUCCUCGCCACCAGCACCCACACACCCCGGUACAAUCCAAGUCAACCGCUCCGCCAAAGCCUUCGGCAGCAGCGCCUCCUCGCUCGUCGACCUCCCCGCCGGUGCCGUGCUCGCCAGAAUCACCACCGCAACCCCCUCCCGCAAGGCUUACACCUCCGUGCAGACGGGCCGCGACUCGCACAUUGAGCUGAACUCCGACCUGGUGUUCUGCAACCACUCGUGUGAUCCGUCAUUGAAUUUCGAUAUGCAUAAGAUGGAGGUGCGGGUGGUGGACGACCGGCCGCUGCGGGUUGGGGAUGCAUUAACAUUCUUCUAUCCCAGCUCGGAGUGGGAGAUGGAUCAGUCGUUUAACUGUAACUGUGGUGCUGGGGAGAAGUGCAAGGGGUGGAUUUCGGGAGCGAAGACGAUGUCAAGGGAGGAGUUGGAGGGAUACUGGCUCAACCCGCAUAUUGAGGAGCUGUUGCAGGAGAGGGACGCGCAGAAGUGA
This is a messenger RNA of Aspergillus clavatus NRRL 1, 537 nucleotides long. RefSeq lists its product as uncharacterized. The record is from RefSeq and is a predicted model, not a curated record. Bases 1 to 537 code for a protein of 178 amino acids. NCBI's taxonomy places the organism in Eukaryota, Fungi, Ascomycota, Eurotiomycetes, Eurotiales, Aspergillaceae. The transcript has a single exon.